AGCGGAGCAUGUCGGCGCUGCGGAGGAAGCUGGGGGACGAGUACCAGGUGGUGAGCACCUCGGCCAGCGGCGGGGGGCUGCCGCCCCCCCGGGCGGCCCCGCGGGGGAAGCGGCAGCGCUUCGUGGACAAGAACGGGCGCUGCAACGUGCAGCACGGGAACCUGGGCGGCGAGACCAGCCGGUACCUCUCGGACCUCUUCACCACGCUGGUGGACCUCAAGUGGCGCUGGAACCUCUUCAUCUUCAUCCUCACCUACACCGUGGCCUGGCUCUUCAUGGCCUCCAUGUGGUGGGUCAUCGCCUACAUGCGGGGCGACCUCAACAAGGCGCACGACGACAGCUACACCCCCUGCGUGGCCAACGUCUACAACUUCCCCUCCGCCUUCCUCUUCUUCAUAGAGACCGAGGCCACCAUCGGCUACGGGUACCGCUACAUCACGGACAAAUGCCCCGAGGGCAUCAUCCUCUUCCUCUUCCAGUCCAUCCUGGGCUCCAUCGUGGACGCCUUCCUCAUCGGCUGCAUGUUCAUCAAGAUGUCUCAGCCCAAGAAGAGGGCCGAGACCCUGAUGUUCAGCGAGCACGCCGCCAUCUCCAUGCGGGACGGCAAGCUCACCCUCAUGUUCCGGGUGGGCAACCUCCGCAACAGCCACAUGGUCUCGGCGCAGAUCCGCUGCAAGCUGCUCAAAUCCCGCCAGACCCCGGAGGGCGAAUUCCUCCCGCUCGAUCAGCUGGAGCUGGACGUGGGCUUCAGCACAGGGGCCGACCAGCUUUUCCUCGUGUCCCCACUCACCAUCUGCCAUGUGAUAGAUGCCAAGAGCCCCUUCUACGACCUCUCCCAGCGCAGCAUGCAAACGGAGCAGUUUGAGAUUGUCGUCAUCCUGGAGGGCAUCGUGGAAACGACGGGGAUGACGUGCCAAGCCAGGACAUCCUACACCGAGGACGAGGUGCUCUGGGGUCAUCGGUUCUUCCCUGUUAUCUCCUUGGAGGAGGGGUUCUUCAAAGUCGAUUACUCGCAGUUCCACGCGACGUUUGAGGUCCCCACGCCCCCGUACAGCGUGAAGGAGCAGGAGGAGAUGCUGCUCAUGUCCUCUCCCUUGAUAGCGCCCGCCGUGAGCAACAGCAAGGAAAGGAAUAACUCGGUGGACUGCCUGGAUGGUCUCGACGAAGUUGGCACAAAACUACCUUCAAAACUGCAGAAAAUAACCGGGAGGGAAGACUUCCCCAAAAAACUCCUCAGGAUGAGUUCCACCACCUCUGAGAAGGCCUACAGCAUGGGGGAUUUACCCAUGAAACUCCAGCGGAUCAGCUCGGUGCCCGGGAAUUCGGAGGAGAAACUGGUGUCUAAAACCACAAAGAUGAUGUCGGAUCCCAUCAGCCAGUCGGUGGCCGACCUGCCGCCCAAGCUGCAGAAGCUGUCAGGCGGCGGCAGGAUGGAAGGGAACCUUCCACCCAAACUGCGAAAAAUGAAUUCGGAUCGGUUCACAUAACCCGACGGGACUUGUAGCUAGCGUUUAGAGCUUGAACUGCUACCGGCACGGGCAGCGUGGGCAGGAGAGCAGGCCCUCCACCAGCCGUGUGUGUGCUAAACCCUGUGGUCCCCGGCGUGCCGGGAGGCAGGAGCAUCCCCUCGGUAGCGGUGGCUGCGCUGUAAGUACGAACGACGGGACGAUCGGCGAGCUGGUGUUCGUUGGCAUGUAGUAUCACAACACGCAUGCAAUAAUAGUGUGCAAUUUUUGCAUAUAGUUUUAUGGCAUGACUCCUACUAUAUUUAUACUGUAUAUUCUGAAAAAAAUAUGGAAAGGGGCGUUCCUUUCCCCUGUAUUUCUUAAGAGUAAGUAGUAGGUAAAACAUGCGAGUGGGUAACUUUCGGGGUGAGUUCUAAUUUGAUUUGACAAUGGUUUGGUUUUUUUUUUUUUUUUCCCCGGAUGUGGAUCGUGAUGUUUUGUUCAACAAAGUAGUUAUGGUGCAUGUCUUUUUUCUCAAAAGAAGGUGUAUUAGUUAAGUCCUAACACCAAUUCUGCUAGCCUUAACUUAACUGCUGGUUUCUCUUUUGCUUUAACAUUUUCUUGGGGGUUUCUCUUCCUGCAUCUAGGCUACUGGAAAAAAAUUAAAAUGUAUUUCGUAAGGCAUUGUUUAGAGAAGAAAAUUGUAUUAAUAAGCCUAGGCAAAACAAUAAAUAAAUGAAUAAAAUUCACUCUUUAGAUACGAUCGGUAAAAUUUUUUUUAAAUAUUCAUUAUUUAUAAUAUAUGUGCAAGAAAAGCAUUUUAAAUACGCAGGAAGUACUUGAUUUCUCGUGUUGAUAGAAUAGCUAACCAUGAAAACAGCUGAAUGUCUCCGUGAAGCCAAGCAGGCGUUUAUUCUGGACGAACUGCGCCCCAAAGGCAGACUCAGAAUUCCCCCUAAUUCCGCAGUGCCCAGCCUUCGCUCCCCCUUGCUUCGAUGGCCCAGUCGGGCCGGUAGCGAUGCAGGCGGCGGUGGCGUCAGCCGCGCUCUCGCAGCCGGAGCUGUGCGGCGCCGCGGCGAGCCCCGGGCUCGGGCAGGCGCGCGGCUCCCCGCCCGCGCUGCCGGUGGCUCGCUCCUUACUGCUUUCUCUAUGGUGAAAAUAAUGUUUAAACAUGUUCUUAACUGAAGUUGACCCUGUGGGUUUCAAAAUGAGUAAUACUUUGUAUAAAUGUUCGGUUUGAUAUCCUUCUGUGCUUGUGUUCGGGUUGCCUUUUCCAUCUUCUUUUGCUCCGGUGGGGUCGAGCCAGGAGGGCUGGGUGUUGUGCAGGUGCCCCCGUCAUCGUGGCUUGAGGUGCUGGAGCACCCCACACCACCCGGGACCCUCCCCAGAACGCUGGAGGUCGGCUGCUGUGGUGCCCAGGGACACCCGUGGUCUGUGUUUGGGGGCCAGGUCGCGAUGGCUUCCCCGGGGCUGCUUGGAGGAAGAGGUCUGGGCGAGAUGGAGCGAUGGGUGGCACCAUCAGAGAGCCAGGUACGAAAGGCACCGCACGCGGCCGCUGGGGAAGGGGCUCUGCGCGACAUCGUCUGUGUGUUAAAAAAAAAAACCCCUUGAGCCCACGGCCGGGGGUCCCAGACACGGACGCGCGUGGGUCAGGAGGUGCAGGCGUAGCUGCGGUCAUGGACGGGCGGUUCUGACUCGCGGGCUCUGGACCAUCCUGCACGAAUGCUGAUGCUCGCUGCGUGACUGAUAACAGCAGAUCUGAUGGUCUUGGAGGAAUAAAAGAAUUUGGUUUUGUUACACACGUUGGCACGGAGUGAGAACCCAGAAGCUCAGCCCUGCUGGAGGAUUGGCUCAGAGACCGCUGUGGCUCAGUGCUUUCCCUGGAAGUUGCAGUGUACGACCCGCCGGUUGUACGCCCAAGGACUUUCUGCUAACUUCCAAAGUCUCUUUCCAUUGUUUAUCAUGGGUUUUGAGUGGCACUGCAUGCUUUUUACACCUUUGGCUGUACUUCAAAUCUCUGCACGUGACUGUUGAAGGGAAGGGCGUGCAUUGCUCCCCGUGGGCUGAUCCUGUGCUCUACACGUGCAACGAGCAGACCCCUCACGUGGCAAGGGUAAAAUCUGGACUUCUUUUCCCCCCAUUUGCUAACACUUCCUCAGGUUGUCUUGUAAAAUACUGCUGAUUUUUGUACCACAUGUAACUCUUCUACCGGUCCUUGACCGACAGCAAAAAUAGCCAUGUACAAUUGCCAGGUGUCAGCAGUAAAAAACACCACCAGCGAGCCAAGAACGUUAAUCAGCACGGUAACCGCCGCCGGUGGCACAGCCGAGCGAUUGAGCAGAUCGGUCUGGUUUGGAAAGAAGGGUCUUCGGCAGCUUGACCCCCUCCUCAAAAGCUCCUUCGGUUUAGUCAAGGUGGGUGGAGGACCACUGCCGCCUUCCCAGGAUGGUGCUGGAGCGUGCCCCAACCAACCCGCUGCCGUUCAGUGAUGCUGCUGUGGUGCUGGUGCCCACGGUUUUGUGGCUCCGGUGGCGUCCCCCUCCCUGGGGCACUGGGGUCCCACCGGGGGGGUGGGGCUGCCCACCUCUGCCCAGGUCUCCCACCCACCACCUGAAGCUCUCAGCUUGGGGAAUGGCUCAUGGUCCGGUUGGCUUUUCUUUAUGGAAAAGUGAAUGCGCCGUGUCCCCAGACUAAGAGCAGAGGUGUUUCACCAGCCGUGCCCCGGGGCCGCCAGCAUCCUCCCUCCCGAAACCGAGGGGAAGGUGCGUGGCUCCGGCUGCUCAGCGGCUGCAAAGUCCUGCCUUCGGGAGACCCAAGCGGCGUUUCUCUUUGGGAAACUUUGGGUUGAUUCUGUGUGCGAGAUUGAUUUAAGAUUGAUUGCUUUAAGCGUGGGCGUGUUCUGUAAGUUAAACUUAAAAGAGGUGACAGGAGAAGUGCCAUAGCUGUAAAAUACACUGGCCAUCGGCGUGGCCGCAGCUUACUCGGUAGCCUGCAUAAAAAACAAAACCUGAAAGUAUGUGAAACGCUGGGAAAGUAUCCUCGCUUUUAUUAAAUUAAUGCCAUAGAAAAUAUUAAGUUAUGAUUAACUGAAAAUUUUGAUUUUUUUAAAAAAAUCAAAAUAUGCACCUGUCCUUGCUGGAUGCAAGAUCUCUGGGGCUCGUAGCUUGUAUUGCAACUCGUUACCUAUGUUAAGGUGACGAUAUGUGCGUCUUUCGUUAAUAAAAGUACAAACAUGAACGCUAACGUUCUUUAGUUAUUCAUUUUAGGAAGUUUUUUUUUUCUGGUUAAUACUUCAUUUUUGUUGGUGUGGUCGCUUGUUUUUUUUCCCUAAUUAACAUUUUAGCCCAGCCCUAACGCUUAUGCUAAGAAAAAGUAACUGAUUGCACAGCCGGUCUGUGUUCUCUACUGCUGAAUUUAUGCUUGAAUUAUAUUGUAGAUUGUACAUAUUCAGAUUAGAAUAAACCAAAUGCAUUUUCCAGCAUGCAGUCUAUAACUGUAUAAAUGUACAAGUUUAUUUGAAUUAUACGAAACAACAAACUCUUGUAUUCAUUAAUACUGCAAGCUCAGUUUUAUCUAAAGCUAUAUUAAACUUUCAAAAAUUGUUCAGUUUAAAUGUGUUUGUCUUUUAUCCAGUCCACUUUUUAUUACUUUAAUAAAUGACUAUGUAUUCAAACUG
Molecule: messenger RNA, 5121 nt
Organism: Phalacrocorax carbo (great cormorant)
Lineage: Eukaryota; Metazoa; Chordata; Aves; Suliformes; Phalacrocoracidae
Source: RefSeq, a predicted model, not a curated record